Molecule: messenger RNA, 9684 nt
Organism: Penicillium brasilianum
Lineage: Eukaryota; Fungi; Ascomycota; Eurotiomycetes; Eurotiales; Aspergillaceae
Source: the annotation of a GenBank genome assembly
AUGUCUGAGCACACUCCAAUUGCCGUCAUUGGCAUGGGGUGUCGACUUCCCGGAGGUGCUAGCAGCCCCGAGAAGCUCUGGGAGAUGCUCGCUGAAGGCCGGAGUGGAUGGGGUGAAGUUCCUGCAGAACGUUGGAACUGGAAGUCAUUCUACCACCCGCACAAUGAAGCCAAAGAGUCACUCAAUUCAAAGAGUGGCUAUUUUCUGGAUCAAGACAUUGGGGCAUUUGAUGCCAAGUUCUUCAACAUUGCUUCAUAUGAAGCCCAUGCAAUGGAUCCGCAACAGCGAAUCCUGUUGGAGACAACAUACGAAGCGCUUGAGAACGCCGGAGUAUCUUUGGACAGUAUCAAGGGCUCCAAUACGUGUGUCUACGUGGGGCUGUAUGCCCGAGACUAUGAUCGCAUGGGAUUUAAGGAUCUCCCCCAAAUUACGAAGCUUCACAUUACUGGAACAGGCGAAGCUGUCGUCUCAAAUCGAAUCUCGUACCUCUUUGACCUUAAGGGCGCGUCUGUCACGGUUGACACAGGCUGUUCUGGAAGUAUGGUUGCCCUACAUCAAGCUUGCCAGAAUCUCAGGACCCGGGAGUCAAACAUGGCCAUUGUUGGAGGAACACAGCUCCUUCUUCAUCCGGAUCAGGCUAUCGCGAUGAGCACGGUUGGCAUGGUGAAUCCACACGGUCGAUGCUUUGUCUUCGAUAGCCGUGGUUCUGGUUAUGCCCGAGGCGAAGGUGUCGGCACAAUUAUUCUCAAGCGCCUAGAGGACGCCAUAGCAGCUGGUGACCCUAUUCAUGCGGUUAUUCGGAAUUCUGGAUUGAACCAGGACGGUAAAACAGCAGGAAUUUCACUCCCUAAUCCAGAUGCGCAGGCAGCUCUCAUGAAAUGGGUCUACUCUUCUGCUGGCGUGGAUCCUCGCAACACAGUAUAUGUGGAAGCUCAUGGAACCGGCACACAAGCAGGUGACAAUGCCGAGAUUUCUUCUAUUAACCAAGUCUUCUGUGAGGAGGCUGGACGGAAGUCAGAUAUCUACGUUGGAUCAGUCAAAUCCAAUAUUGGACAUCUAGAAGCUUCCAGCGGUAUCGCGGGCCUAAUCAAAGGUAUCAUGAUUGUGAAAAAGGGUUUCAUUCCGCCAAACUUGGAUCUUGAAACACCCAAGCCGAGCCUCAAGCUUGAUGAGCGGAAAAUCAAGAUCCCGGUCCAGCUUACUCCUUUGCCUCAGCCAGAGCAACCUGGGCCUAGCCGAGUGUCUUUAAACAGCUUCGGCUACGGCGGAACUAAUGCACAUGUCAUUCUCGAACCAGCUCCAGCCUUGGACCUUUAUGGGUCUGGCGUGAAUGGUGACUCAAACCAAGAAGACUCAAACGGAGUUCAAGAUGAUCGUGAAACCAAGGACACUUCGAAUGGUGAUGCAGAUGCUGACCAUCGACCAAACAGUGAUGAGAGCCAUGCUAGCCUCGAGGAGACGGCUGAAGCCAAUCCUCAGCUAUUUGUCCUCAGCGCUACUUCGGAAAAGUCUCUUCUUGAAGCCGCCAAAAACGUGCAGAGCUGGAUCUCUACCAGGGCCUCAGAGCAAGAUUACCUGUCCGAUCUUGCAUACACGUUGAACGUUCGACGAUCACUUCUGCCACUCAGGCUGAGUGUUGUUGCUUCUACCCCAGAUGAACUCAUUUCUGCUUUAGAGCCAAAGAGUCUCCGUAUCACAAAGCUUCCACACUCCGUCUCAGUGGCUUUUAUUUUUACUGGGCAGGGAGCGCAAUGGUUUGCCAUGGGACGAGAGCUAUUGGCCCUAAACUCUGCCUUCAAAGAUUCGAUUCUUCAGUCAGACCAAUUGAUCCAAAGCUUUGGUUCUCAGUGGAGUCUCGUGGAGGAGCUCUCAAAGGACGAGCAAUCCUCUAGGGUGAGUGAUAGCGAGCUAUCUCAACCUUUGACAACAGCUGUCCAAGUCGCUUUGGUCGAUUUGCUUGCCACAUUUGGCGUUACUCCGCAAUAUGUCUGCGGUCACAGCUCGGGAGAAAUUGGUGCGGCCUAUGCGGCCGGGGCCUUGACGCAAGAUGCUGCGAUUGAAAUUGCUUACCGACGAGGUUUAUGCUCAACUGCUGCCAAAAAGGCAAACUCGACCAAGGGUUCCAUGCUGGCCGUGGGAGUUGGCGAGACCGAGAUGUUGCCAUACAUCCAGCAGGUGAAGAAUGGCCUGGUGACAGUGGCUUGUUCCAACAGCCCAGACAGCGCUACGAUAUCUGGAGAUGAAGCUGGUAUUGACGAACUGAGCACCAUUCUGAAUAAUCAAUCCAUCUUCAACAGGAAGCUCAAGGUGGACACAGCCUAUCACUCUCACCACAUGGAGAAGAUCGCGGGCCAGUACCUCGAGUCCUUGAAACAUGUCCAUACUGGUACACCACGAGGCAAUGUUACUUUCUAUUCCUCCGUGACAGGGGGGAAGAAAGUUUCCGACUUCGGACCUCAAUACUGGACAGACAAUCUGGUGUCAAAGGUCCGAUUCAGCGAUGCCCUUCAACUUUUGGCCGAGAAUAUGGCACGUUCAAAACAGUCUAGCAAUGUUGCCAACUUCUUUGCCGAAAUUGGCCCGCAUGGUGCAUUGUCUGGACCCAUCAGGCAGAUCAUGGCCAAACUCAGUAACGGAGCUUUCAAGUUUUCAUACGCAUCUGCACUUACCCGAAAUAAACAUGCGCUUCACUCAGUUCUGGAGCUGACUGGCAAGCUGUUCGAAUCUGGAUACGGUAUCCAGUUUGAGCAGGUCCUUGCCUUGCAUAAGGCCAAGCGUUGGACUACAAUCGGCGAUUUGAGUCCUUACCCCUGGGAUCACUCACUAUCCUACUGGUACGAAUCUCGACUCAGCCGGGAUCAUCGUCUGCGCCAAUUCCCGUACCACGACCUUCUGGGAUUAUGGGAUGUGGGGAGCACUAUACAUGAGCCGAGAUGGCGGUAUCAUCUCAAUGUCGAUGCUCUUCCUUGGCUGAAACAUCACGUUGUCGAUGGCUUCAUGAUUUUCCCAGGAACGGGAUACAUUUGCAUGGCCAUCGAAGCGAUGAAACAGAUCGUCCAACUUCGGAAGACACCUGGGGAGAUAUCCAAUUUCCACGUCAAGAAUGUGGUUCUUUCCAAGCCUAUCAUUGUUCCAGAUCAACGACCGGACAGCUUCAUCCCAGACGUGGAAGUUCAACUUACCCUGACUCGUAUGAAGAGCAACGAUGGCAGUCGAUGGGAAACAUUCAGAGUAUUUUCAUAUUCGCCCGAGGGGUCUGGGUCAUGGAAUGAGCAUUGUUCCGGAAUCAUCACUGUCGACAUGAGUUCCAAGGUUGACGAGGUUGAAGGCACUCGAGAAGAAGAAUAUCUGGUUUCAUCCCACAAGCGCAAAUUUGAACAGAUUCAGCAGGCAUGUCACUUCGAUACCACGGUCAAUCCAGAGAAAUUCUACAGUGACCUUCGUGAAUCUGGAAAUGAUUUUGGCUCAACUUUCACUUGCAUGACCGAGAUGCAACUAGGUCGCCAUCAGGGUUGGGCCAAGGUUGAGGUCCCCGAUGUUCCAGCCUGCAUGCCUCGCCAGUUCUUGCAGCCACAUGUGAUACACCCGUCACUUUUGGACUCGUUGAAUCACCUUGCAGUUGUCUUAUUCAAGAAAGAAUGCAGCAAUGCACCACUAAUGGCGACGUUCUUUGGAGAAAUCAUCAUUUCUGCGGAUAUAACGUCUACCCCUGCCGAUGAACUGGUCGUUGCUCUCGAGAUGAAUCCCGAAGGAAUGCGUUCAGCAUCAGGUAACACAUACGCAUUCCAACAGAAAGAAGAUGGAGAACGAUCUCUUGUUCUGCAUGUGAGAAAUUGGCAGCUGAAAGCUGUUGGAGAAUCUCAGACAAAGAACGAAGAGACUCCAUUCCAUCGUAAGAUGAGCUAUCGGAUGCAGUGGCAGCCAGAUGCGUCUUUCUUGAACGCAAAACAGCUUCGGGAUGCAGUCGAUAAAACAACGAGCCCUAGUGCGACGGAGCAAUAUCUUACUGCCGCGACAGUUGCCUCUGAAGACAUUAUGAUUACCGAAAAACUGACGUUUGAGCAAAUCAUUGCUUUGAAUGAGCGCGCGGCGGCAAUCUAUAUUCGAGAGGCCCUGUCCCAGGUAUCCUUGGAGGCACCAUCGAUGACUACCCAUCAUUUUGCAAAGCUUCUCGAGUGGAUGAAGUCUUCUAGUGAGUCUGAGGUCUGCAAGUCGAUGCUGAAAGGGUUGACCUCUUCCGAGGAGGAACUCGUCCUUCAAAGGUCUCUGAUCUCCGGUCUUGAAGGACUGAUGCUAUCACAUAUUGGUCUCAACCUGGCCUCGCUUCUCAAUGGAGAGACAGACGCCGGGGAGCUGAUGCGGCAAGACAACCUUUUGUCGAGAUUCUGCAUCGAUGAUCUUUUCUCACGAAGCCAUCAAUUCAUGGUCAGGUAUCUCGAGUCAGCUGUGUAUAAGAGGCCACACAUGAGAAUUCUUGCAAUUGGCGCUAGUAUGGAAGAUGGAAUUGCCACUCUUAUGCGCGCGAUCGAUCGUCCAGAGGGACUGAUGGUUGACCACUUCGACCUCGCUGAUAGCUCUUUGGCGGCCCUGGAACGCGCGAAACCUCUUUUCCAAAACUGGGCCCACUCCAUGGACUUCAAAAUUUUGGAUCUUGAUGAGAAUCUUAAAGAUCAGGGUUUUGAGAUUGAAGGAUACGACAUGAUCAUCGCAGCCAACACCCUGUAUUCUGUGAAGAACGUCACCGCCUCGUUGAAUCAAAUUCGUCGAUUGAUGAAGCCGGGUGGAAAACUGGUCAUGGUUGAACUAAUUCGGCCACCGACAUUGGCUAUCGAGACUAUUUUUGGAGUCUUGCCAGGGUACGUACUGACUUGCAUGCUUAUCAGCAAUUUGUUAACACGUCACAGAUGGUGGGCUUCUGAGGGCGAUCGCCAGAAUUCUCCCUUGCUUUCUGAGUCCCAAUGGCACGAUCUGCUGCUAGAGAGCUCAUUCAGUGGCACGGAUAUUGUGAUGAAUGAAAAUGAUGGGCCAAAGUCAAGAUCUGCCCUGAUCGUUUCAACUGCAUUGAACCAGUCUAAGGUGGCCAACCCCGAACCUUCGCAACGUGUGAAGGUCCUCUCAUUUGGCAAAUGGUCUCCAGCGUUCGCAAAGCUCGCCGAGGAUAUUUCAUCGGCUCUCAGUCAAAGAGGCCUUGAUUGUUCAAUCAGCAUUUUAGAUCCUCAAGCCAUCCAGCAAGACGUUACCUACAUCGUUCCGGACGACAUGGAGAAUGCUCUUCUGUCAAGUCCAUCUGCUGAGGAAUUUGAAGCGCUGAAGACUAUCUUUGUCACUAGCAAGUCUUUACUUUGGAUUAGCGGACAAGAAAAGGUCACUCAAAAUGGCAACGCUGCGAAGGGUCUCAUCAAUGGUAUGGCGCGCGUGGCCCGACGCGAAAACGAGGGGAUUAAGCUCGUUACCAUCGACAUACAACAAGAUAUUGCAAACUCUUGGUCUGAGAUCUCCAAGCAAAUUUUGGACAUUGCUGAGAGCUCGUUCUGGCCAGCUUCUGAAGCCGAGCAUUCCAAUGAACAUGAGUUUGCGGUUCAGAACGGCACCGUCAUGAUUCCCCGAGUUCAGCCCGACACCAAGUUCAAUGACUGGAUCGACCGAGCCGUGGGAGAUGAUAGACUGGACACUCUGCCUUAUCACCAGUCCAACCGUAGCCUGAAGCUUCACGUGGAAACGCCCGGUCUUUUGAGCAGUCUCCGCUUUGUGGAAGACGAGGCUUUGAUCUCGCCUCUGCGUGCAGAUGAGAUUGAGAUUGAAGCCAAGGCAUAUGGUGUCAACUUCAAGGAUGUCUUUAUUGCCCUCGGUCAAAUGCUUCCUGGAGUCAACAUGAUCGGAGAGGUCGCCGGUGUUGUUACAGCCGUGGGAUCAGCUAUGCAGGGCCGAUUCAAUGUGGGAGACCGAGUUGCCGGCGUUGGUGCCCAGCCCUUUACCAGCAAAGCCAGAGUCAAGGGAUUGAUGUCUUGUCGACUCCCUAAAUCAAUCACCUUCACCGUUGGUGCAUCGAUUCCCAUCAUUUACAUGACAGCUUAUCAUUGCAUCGUUGAAGUGGCUCGUCUCCGAAAAGGUCAAACCAUCCUGAUCCAUGCAGCAUCUGGCGGUGUUGGUCAAGCUGCAAUCCAAUUCGCGCAACACAUUGGAGCUGAAAUAUUCGCAACCGUCGGCAGUGCAGUCAAGCGGCAGCUACUAGUUGACAGGUACAACAUUCCCGAGGAUCAUAUAUUCUCAACAAGAUCGAGAACAUUCAAACAUGGGAUUAUGCGCCUUACAGCCGACAAGGGAGUGGACGUCGUACUCAACUCCCUCUCUGGAGAAUGGCUCAAUGACUCUUGGGAAUGCUUGGCUCGUCUUGGUACGUUUGUUGAGAUCGGUAAAACGGAUAUCUAUAAGCGAAGCCACCUCAGCAUGGCACCAUUCGAUCGAAGCAUUACCUUCGCAGCCGUCGAUCUGGUAGUCCUGUUUGAGAGUCAAAUCGAACGGAUGAACGAUGAGUUCAAAACAGUCAUUUCGAUGUUCGAGUCUGGCAUUCUUACACCCGUGGCUCCUGUUACCGCGAUUCCCAUCUCAAAUAUUGAGGAAGCGUUCCGCUUGAUUGCCUCUCGAAAGCACACAGGAAAGGUUGUUGUCGAAGCUGAGGCAGACGCUCUCGUGAAAGCAGUGAUUGCCAAACCCGAUCCAUUGCAACUGGACCCUUCGGGAUCCUACGUUGUAGCUGGAGGGCUCGGUGACCUGGGGAAGAGGAUCUGCCGACUUCUAGCGAUUCAUGGUGCAAAGCACAUUGUGACUCUGUCUCGUCGAUCUCUCUCCGACGAUGAUCGAAAGACAUUUGAGGCCGAUAUUUCUCAACUUGGCGCAGUGCUUCACAUUGUCAAGUGUGAUAUUGUUGACGAGACCUCUAUGAUGGAGGCUGCAGUUAUCUGUCAAGAAACUCUCCCACCCGUCAAGGGUGUGAUCCACGCCGGCAUGGUUCUGCGGGAUCAUCCUCUGGAGCUCAUGACACCGGACGACUAUCUAACCGCUACCAAGCCCAAGACCCAAGGCACCUUAAACUUGCAUUCAAGCUUCCAAGGUCCUGCACUUGACUUCUUCAUUACACUUUCCUCCAUCACAUGUAUCGUCGGCAAGACUGGCCAAGCCAAUUAUUCCGCGGGAAAUGCCUUCCAGGACGCUUUCGCUCAUGCGCAUGCUGGAAAGUCUCAUACCCGCUACAUCUCUCUCAACCUCGGUGCAAUUGAUGGCUCCGAUGCUAUCACGUCACUGCCUGUUCGCCAACAGGAGCUGAUGCGUCAAGGUGCGAUUCUGGUCAAAUUCGAAGAACUCUUCAAGGUCCUCGAGUAUGCCAUGGGACCUCAAGCAGUGGUUGACGACUGUGUCCAAUCCAUUAUGGGCUUUGAUCGACAGUCUAUGGAGACGGUGCAAGACACAUUUGGAUUGAGUAACCCAAUGUUCAGUCAAGUGCCUUAUCUUUUGGAUCAGAAUAGCUCUGGCGAUGGCGCGUCCGAUAAGGUAGAUACGGAGAAGGCUAUUCGGAAUGCCACUUCCAUUGCCGAAGCUGAGGAGAUCAUCACCCAGGCAAUUGCAGAGAAAUUCGCUCUAUUUAUGGACCGAGCGAUUGAAGACGUGAAUCUUGACCAGUCACUUGCUGCUUUCGGACUUGACUCGCUGGUCUCGAUCGAGUUAAAGAACUGGAUGGUUCGAACAUUCCAAGUCACUUUGCAGACAUCAGAGAUUGCAGAUGCGCUUAGCGUGGUUGCUCUGGCAAAGACGAUUACGUCGCGUUCGAAGCUAGUGAGCGAUGAGAUGCGUGGAUCUCCUUCUAGCCCAGACGAGCCUGAAGAAACACCCGUUCAGCAGCCAGUGGCCGAAGUACCCUCCGGUCCAAACCACGGCUUUGAAUGCUGUCGAUACGCAAAGGAUCUCCCCAAGCAGCCACUGAUGGAUCUAGAUGAGGCAUUGAGUUCGAUUUUAAAGAGUACUCGCCAUUUCGCAACAGAAGAAGAAUACACAGCUCUUUGCCAAGCAAUCGAGAAAUUCGGACAGCUAGGAAGCACAGGACGUCAAUUGUACGAGAAACUCGUCAACAUGGCGAAUGAUCCAAAGGUGGACAACUGGAUGGUCGACUUCUUGACAGAUGCGUCAUUCCUCAAGAAGCGGUUCCCCCUGGUGCCUCUCUCCAGUUUCUUCGCUACACAUCACGACGCUGUAAUUCCCCAUCCUCAAGCAGAAAGGGCGGCUCUCAUCGCGACAACCGCUUUCCGGUUCAAGGAGGCCGUGGAUGCUGGGGCUCUAGAGCCUCACUGGUAUUUCCAUAUCCCAUCUUGUAUGGAUUCUUGGCAAUGGCUUUUCAACACCACCCGUGAGCCCCAUCUUGAAGUUGAUCGUAUGAGAAAGUACCCCGGAAAUGACUACUGCGUCGUCCUCCGUCGGGGUCACGUCUUCAAAGUGGCGCUGAAGAAUGGUUCAGAAGCUGUCUCCUACUCCAACAUCAAGGCACACUUCGAUAUGAUAUUGGAGAGCGUUCAAGAUGAAGGCUUCUGGACAAGCAUACUGACCAACGAUAACCGAGACUCCUGGGCCACGAUCCGCGAAAAGCUCAUGACCAUGAACGACGCAAACGCAGCAUGCAUCCAAGUCAUCGAACAAGCAGCCUUUGCCAUCUGCCUCGACGACGGCGCACCAACAACUAGCUCUGAGCGAAUCCGAAAGGCUUACCUAGGCGACGGCUUCAACAGGUGGAACGACAAGGGCCUCCAAUUCAUAGUCUUCGAGAACGGUUCAUCAGGCUACCAAGUAGAACACACCAUGAUCGACGGUCUGACCGUGCACCGCAUGAACGAGUGGAUCCACGAAGCCAUCCACUCACACAUCCCCAAACAAGAAACCAACGGCCACACAAACGGCACAUCCAACGGAUUCCACCCAGUCCUCGAAGAAUACACCCUCACCACAACGCCCGACAUUGACGAACACAUUCUCGUCGUGCGAGGCGAGCACUUGAAGACCACCUCCAGCCGCGAAUACGGCUACCUUACACUCUCACACUUCGGCAAAGACUUCCUCGCCGAACAUGGCUGUCCCAUCAAAUCCGUCUUCGAUGUCACAAUCCAACUAGCCAGCAAACUCUACUUCGGCCAUAACCCGGCCUCGUGGGAACCAAUGUCAAUGGCGCAUUUCCACAAGGGCCGCACGGAGAUCUUCCAAGGUGUCCUCCCAUCCGUAGCGCAGUUCUGCGACUCGGCAACGAACACAGACGUUCCCGCCGGACAGCGGCGCGAGAUGCUCAUCCGCGCUGCGAAUGAGUAUACCGCUGGCCUGCAGAAUUCUGGGAAGGGAAACAAUUAUUUCAGACUGAUGACUGUUUUGGAGGGUAUGUGGCCAGGUGGUGAAGAGUUGGCGCCGUUGUUUACGGAUCCAGUCUGGUUGAGGACGUAUCCGCGGUUUAUCAUGUCUGGGUUGACGGAUGGUGGGUCGUUGGAUUCGGCGUUUGCGUUGAUCGACCCCGAGGGUGUUUGGAUUUGUUACUCAAUUGGGGAGAAAGAGGCACGCUUUUCUAUUGUUGGCCCAACGGGCGAAGUUUCUAGGUUCGAGGAAGUGCUAGACGAGGCUACGGCCCUUGUUAAGACACUGGUUGAGUCGAGUUAG